AUGCAUGACACUGAAGGUCGUGACAUCACUGAUGACAACACAACACAACACACUCUGUGUGACAGUGACAGGUCAUUGACCCCGGGAAUGCCAGAAGCAACCGUUCUGUUCCAGGCAGCCGACAGGUUUGAGUCUGCAGCUAAAGUGUUUCUGUUGGAAACUCUACGACUAGCUAAGGCGUUGCGACCACGAGCUCGCUGGGGCUACUACGGCUUUCCAUUCUGCUUCAACAACAAACAGACAAUCACAGGGACGAUGCCCUGCUCCCAUGAGGUCAUUCCAGAGAACAACAGGAUACAUUGGUUGUUUGAGGAAAGCUCUGCUCUUUACCCUUCAACUUAUCUCCGAACCGAUGAUAUGUCAGAAAACUCCAACUACCAUUAUAUCACUAGCAGGGUCAAUGAAGCUAUCAGGAUGUCCAAAGUAUCACCAAAGAAAAACCCGGUCUAUGUCUACAUCUGGUCAAAAUAUCAGGACGCCAAUAGGUUCAUUUCAAAGGAGGACCUGUACAACUCAGUCGCCCUCCCCCGUCAACUAGGGGCGGACGGAGUGAUAGUGUGGGGUGCCACCAAAGACGUCAACACAGCUCACAAGUGUUCCGCUAUGCUCGACUACUUACAAACACAUCUGGGACCAACAGUAAAACAUCUUCAACAGACAUCCUCCGCUCAACAGCCAAACAUUCUUCAAAUAUUUGGAAAAUAAAAGACAACAAAAAUA
Macrosteles quadrilineatus (aster leafhopper) is the source of this 720-nucleotide messenger RNA. RefSeq names its product hyaluronidase Tab y 2.0101-like. Gene Ontology annotation, biological process: hyaluronan catabolic process; carbohydrate metabolic process. Gene Ontology annotation, molecular function: hyalurononglucosaminidase activity. NCBI's taxonomy places the organism in Eukaryota, Metazoa, Arthropoda, Insecta, Hemiptera, Cicadellidae. The record is from RefSeq and is a predicted model, not a curated record. The transcript has 4 exons. The coding region runs from base 1 to 705 and encodes 234 amino acids.